AUGGCUGGUAUGAACGCCUCCGCCUCUUCCAGCCGCAAUAAGCGCACCCGCGCACCCGACUCUGACGACGAAGACUCCGCCUCCACGCGUAAACGACGCCUGUCCCAGCGCGUCGCCGAGGACGAGGAGGGGCAGGGGGAGGGGGAGGGGGAGAAUGAGGAAGACGAGUAUUAUAGGAGGAUGGAGGAGCAGGAUGUGGAAGCUGAGGGCCAAGCUUAUGCGGAGCAGGGGGAUAGUUUUAAAGUCAAAUAUGACCGAGGCGAAGACGGGUAUGUCGCGGGGUCUGUAGUGCGGAUCAAGACGACAAAUUUCAUGACCUAUGAUCACGUCGAAUUCCACCCAGGACCGCACCUCAAUAUGAUCCUCGGUCCUAACGGUACCGGUAAAAGCUCUAUCGCAGCGUCUAUCGCCAUCGGCCUCGGUUUCCCACCCAAAGUGAUGGGCCGCGCCAACGAAAUCCGCUCCUACGUCAAACAAGGUCACGACGAAAGCCAGCUCGAAAUCGAGAUCAAAGGCCGCCCCGGCACGCCCAACACCAUCAUCUGCCGCAAAUUCAACCGGAUGAACGAAAAGUCGGAGUGGCUCCUUGAUGGGGAGGUUGCGACGAGGACGAAGGUUAUGGAGGUUGUGCAGGGGUAUGGGGUGCAGGCUAAUAAUUUGUGUUCGUUCUUGCCCCAAGACAAGGUUGCGGAAUUCGCAAAGAUGGACGCUGUCACCGUCCUCAAAGAGACCAUGCGCGCCGCAGGCGAUCCCCGUCUGACUAAAUGGCACGAAACACUCAUCGCCAAAGGUAAAAAAGCCAGCGCCCUUGAAGAAAACCUAGAGAAGCACGUCGCUUCGAGGGACAAAUCCCAAACCCAAGUCGACUCCCUCGCCCCGGAUGUCGAACACGUCCGCGAACGCGAAACGCGCGAGUUUGAAAAAGAAGUGUUGGAGCAUAUCCUGGGUAUUGCGGAGCAUGUCAAGUUGAGGGAACAGUCGGUCAGGGCGGGGGUGGUGAGGGAUAAGGUGAAGGAAAAGUUGGAGGGGCAUGAGAGUGGGAGGCAGCCUUUGAGGGAUUUGCAAGAGACGUGGGACAAUGCAGUACACAAAGCGAACGGUAAAGUCAAAGUCAUGCAAGACCGCCAGAAACACACUUUUGCAAAUCUUCGAGAGACGAAACAAGCCCUCGACCAACUCGGCACGCGCAGAGAAGACAUCGCCGACCAAAUCAACAAGCUCAAAAAGAAAAUCGAGAGAGAACGUCUCGAAAAAGAGACUUGCAAGACGAAUAUCGGGAAGUGUGAGGCGAUACUGGCGGAGCCGAGGGAGGAUCAUGAGGUUGAAUUGAGGAAGGCCAAAGAGGAAAGGAGCACAUUCGAAAGCGUCGAAAGACGCAAAGAAGAUUCUGCCCGACAAGCCAGCCCUUCCAUCUCUUUCCUCCUCGACUACCUCAAAGAUAACCCGGAUAGCUUUGAGGGCAAGGUGCACAAGCCGCUUAUGAUCUCUGUCAAUGUGCCGAAUAGGCAGUAUGCUUGGCAGGUCGAGGCUUGUACUAAUUGGCCCCAACGUCAGACGUUUAUCUGUGAAAAGAAGGCCGACUACGACCACCUCAUCGCCCUCAACGGCAGGCCUCUCCCACAGAAAUACAUCAAGAACACUGGUCGAUGGAACCCGCACCGGAACAGCGGUCCGCCCAAAGUACAGCUCUACUUGGCGUUGCAGGAGGUUACGACGGAUACUUUGAAUGAGUUUGGGUUUGAUGGGUUCGCUAUCGACUUUGUGGAUGCCGAUCCUGGUGUUAUUGCAUACCUCCAGAGCGUCUGCAAGAUGCACAUCACUGCUGUCACUCAGAAACCUUCUGAAAGAGUGAGGACCGAUGAACUGCCCAGUUUGGGUUUCAAACAAUGGGGUACUGCAAAAGAUUGGACCCGAUCCAACCAGUCGACGUAUGGUAGAAAGGCGUACAGUCAGAUCAUCACUGCCAAGACGGAAUCUCGAAGUUUCAACAUCGUCAUUGACACGGAGGCUGUGGCGAAAAAGGUGGAUGAGAUUGCGAAACUGAGGAGGAAGAAGGAAGAGGCGGAACAGCCUCAUGGAGCGUUGAGGGACAAGAUCUCUCUUGUCAUUGGUCAGAAGAAGGAGAUCCAUGCUGAGGGUCGUGCGAUUGAGGAAAAGAUCAAGGCUCUCAUGUAUAGCUCGAAGCGAUAUACCAAAGCAGCGCAUGAUAUCCAACUCUUCAAAGAAAAGCUCGUUAGGCUCGAGGGACUUCCUUCCUACGAAGCCGAGCGCACCAAGUUGAAUGAUAUAAGGAUCAAGAAUGCCAGAGACCGACUUCGUCCCCUCGCAGCGUCCACCAACUACUGCGACACUGUGAUGGACAACUGUGCCGACUUGAUUGCCGCCACUUUCCGCCAAGUUCAAGCGACUACCAACAAGAAGAUGAUUGAUGACAAGGUCAAGUCUGGGAGUGCUCGGGGCAUGGUGCUGCGUGAUCGAUAUGAGACUGCUUCCAAGGCGUUCAACCGUGCCAAGGCGUUGACGAACAACAAGUGGAAUGAGAUCAAGGCCAGGCUCAAGCCUACGGACAGGACCGUGAGAGAGGAAGUGACCAAACGUGCCAAGGACCCCACCACCCUCCCCUCCGUCGACCAAGUCCUGAACGACCUCAACACCGUCAAGAACCAGCUCGAAAUGUCCGUCAACAUCCCCACCGCCGUCAUUAAGCAAUGGGAAAGGCGUACAAAGGAGCUCGAGGCGGCGCAGAAGAUUGUGGAUGAGGAAGAAGAGGAGCUUGCUGAAUUGAAGGAGGAUAUUACGGAUACUUUGGCCAAAUUCAACCCCGCUCUCAACACCCUCGUCACAGCGGUCAGCAACAAGUUCUCCGAGGCCUUUGAGCGAGUCAAGUGCAGGGGUGAAGUUGGGGUGGAUAGGUCGGCAGGGUCAGACUAUGGGAAAUGGGGUAUCAAGAUUAUGGUGGCCUACCGAGACUCGGAUGAUUUGGCGGUGUUGAGUGGCAGUCACCAGUCUGGAGGUGAACGUUCACUGGCGACGGUGACGUAUCUCAUGAGUUUGUCGGAGAUGUCGCGUACGCCAUUCUCGCUCGUCGAUGAGAUUAACCAGGGUAUGGACCAGCGCGCCGAGCGAGCCGUUCACAACCAGCUUGUCGAUGUCACUUGUGGUUCUGAAUCCGGGCAAUACUUCCUGAUCACUCCCAAGCUCCUCAACGGUCUCGAAUAUCACCCCAAGAUGAAGGUGUUGAUCAUCAACAACGGUAUACAUUUGCCGGACCCUUACGACCUGACACAACGCUACGGCGCCCUCAAGGCUUCUCUCAACAAGUAUCGAUCUACCCACGGUAUCACCGCUUAG
Cryptococcus wingfieldii CBS 7118 is the source of this 3351-nucleotide messenger RNA. RefSeq lists its product as hypothetical. Gene Ontology annotation, biological process: double-strand break repair via homologous recombination. Gene Ontology annotation, molecular function: ATP binding; ATP hydrolysis activity. The record is from RefSeq and is a predicted model, not a curated record. The transcript has 23 exons. Gene Ontology annotation, cellular component: Smc5-Smc6 complex. Bases 1 to 3351 code for a protein of 1116 amino acids. Lineage: Eukaryota; Fungi; Basidiomycota; Tremellomycetes; Tremellales; Cryptococcaceae.